GCCGGGCAGCCCAUCAGUUACUGGCAAGUGCAGUUCAGUUUCGCUGUUGGGUUACGCUGAGAAGGAAGGAGCACUGAGCUUGUGGAGCCCGGCGCCACCUGCCGCGUCAGACAGCCUGAUACUCAUGGACAUUGGAUGGACCAGAGGCAGGGAUGGUCGGCUAUGAUGCCAAAGCAGAUGCCAGGAGUAACUCCAAGUUGGAGGUGGCGGUGGCAGGCUCAGUGUCUGGAUUUGUCACUCGCGCCCUGAUCAGCCCUUUGGAUGUCAUCAAGAUCCGCUUCCAGCUUCAGAUUGAGCGCCUGUGUCCAAGUGACCCCAACGCCAAAUACCACGGGAUCUUCCAGGCAAUCAAGCAGAUUCUACAGGAGGAGGGCCCUUCGGCUUUCUGGAAAGGGCACAUUCCAGCACAGAUCCUGUCCGUAGCCUAUGGAGCCGUCCAAUUUCUGUCGUUUGAGGAGCUGACUGAGCUACUCUACAGAGUCAACUUGUAUGAGACUCACGAGUUCUCAGCGCACUUCGUAUGUGGCGGCUUGUCUGCUGGCGCAGCCACCCUUGCUGUACACCCUGUGGAUGUCCUGCGUACCCGCCUCGCAGCUCAGGGCGAGCCUAAGAUCUAUAACACCCUGCGAGACGCCAUUUCGACCAUGUACAGGACCGAGGGCCCCUUGGUCUUCUACAAAGGCUUGGCUCCCACGGUGAUAGCCAUCUUCCCCUACGCGGGCCUGCAGUUCUCCUGCUACCGGUCCUUGAAGCACGCCUACGACUGGGUCCUGCCUCCGGAUGGAAAGCAGACAGGGAACCUGAAAAACCUGCUCUGUGGCUGUGGCUCUGGAGUCAUCAGCAAGACCCUCACGUAUCCCCUGGACCUCUUCAAGAAGCGCCUGCAGGUGGGAGGGUUCGAGCAUGCCCGGUCUGCCUUUGGCCAGGUGCGGAACUACGGGGGCCUCCUGGACCUCACCAAGCAGGUGCUACAAGAUGAAGGCACCCUGGGCCUCUUCAAGGGCCUGUCCCCCAGCCUGCUGAAGGCUGCCCUCUCCACGGGCUUCAUGUUCUUCUGGUACGAGCUCUUCUGUAACCUCUUCCACUGCAUAAGGAGAGAAGACAGAUAGCUGUGAGGGCAGGAGGGGCCUAAAGUCUGCACUGGAGGCGCCUCUCCCAACCAGACUUGUUCUGAGCUUGGACUGGAUGGUGGCUGCUGCCUGGUUGGCCUUCUAGGCCGGCUGUCCUGGGCAUGAAGAGUUAUCCAUGGCUGAUGGCAGAAGGCCAAGGGCCUUUUCUGAAAAGAACAGAGAAGGGAGUGCUUGGGCUGUAGAAGCAAGGCCACCGAGGAGGAGCCUAGCAUUGUUUGUCUGUCCAGCUAGGAGUCAGCUAUCCUCUGCUUUGUAGUCCUGUUUUUGGGGGAGAACUCUCCCAGUCCUGGUAAGAGCAGGGCUUGGGUACAGAGGGGAAAGACUGGGCUCUUUGUAGAAUUCUAACCCACAACUUGGCGUUUCUCCUACCAACUUAUUUAACAGACAUUAAAGCGAAAGGCACAUUUACGUCA
Molecule: messenger RNA, 1543 nt
Organism: Mesocricetus auratus (golden hamster)
Lineage: Eukaryota; Metazoa; Chordata; Mammalia; Rodentia; Cricetidae
Gene: Slc25a19
Product: solute carrier family 25 member 19
Exons: 7
Coding region: 153-1109 (318 amino acids)
Biological process (GO): thiamine pyrophosphate transmembrane transport
Cellular component (GO): mitochondrial inner membrane
Molecular function (GO): thiamine transmembrane transporter activity
Source: RefSeq, a predicted model, not a curated record